Messenger RNA from Aspergillus ibericus CBS 121593, 1882 nucleotides. Its product is annotated as cytochrome P450. The record is from RefSeq and is a predicted model, not a curated record. The transcript is spliced from 7 exons. NCBI's taxonomy places the organism in Eukaryota, Fungi, Ascomycota, Eurotiomycetes, Eurotiales, Aspergillaceae. Gene Ontology annotation, molecular function: heme binding; iron ion binding; monooxygenase activity. Bases 172 to 1644 code for a protein of 490 amino acids.
GUUCGACCAGAGACCGCGGGGCUGUGAGACAGAUCGGGCGUCAUCGUGCUUGACAGUAGACUCCUCUAUAAGAAAGCACCAUGGAGGUUGUCGCGAGCACGGGGGUACGCACAGCACUCGUGCUGCCCUUGCCUGGUAUCCGACGCACUUGUCAGAGGGCAUCCACUCAACAUGUUGGCACUCUACCUGGUGGCCGUCGCCAUCGUGGGGUGGGUGAUUUACCGACUCUGGCUGGAUCCCUUGUCUCAAAUCCCCGGGCCAUGGCUCGCCAGAUUCAUCCCGGUGUGCAACCUUCGGAUGAUCCUUACCAACAAGCUGGUCUACACCUUCCAAGACCUGCACGACACAUACGGGCCGGUGGUGCGCAUUGGGCCCUCCGACCUGUCCUUUGCUACGGUCACCGCGUUUGACAGCAUCUAUGGGUUCGACGGCGACAAGCACUUUGCCCUUCAUGGCAGCCGGAAGGGCCUGCUGGGGUCCAUCGGCGGGAUGGAGGAGUCGCUGGCAAAUGUGACGCGCAAAGAGCAUCGACGAUUGCUCCGGCCCCUGAUUACCACGACGCUGGCCGAACUGACGGCGGCCUGUACCGAGCGAUACUGCAAUGUGGCGCUGGCCGAGACCCUGCAAGCUCAUGCCGUGGGCCAGACGGGGUCCACGCCCAUCCCACUGUCCACCGUGAACGAUCGCUGUCUGUGGCAACUGGGGAGCAUGGUGGCCUUUGGCACCCGCAGUACCGAGUUAGCCCGUGUGCACUUCCACCUGAACCUCCGAUGGCUCGACCGCUAUAUGUGUUUCUUGGAGGUUUGCUGCACCUUCCUGCCCCGGGCCCUGAUUCAGGAUCACAUGCCCGCCUUUUUCAAGGCGUGGCAGACGAUCUGUGCCAUCUGCCGACAACCCACGGAUCCGUCCUGGAAGGAUCAACCGGCCGAGGAGCCCAGCUUCGACGACCACCAGCUCGCGCGGCUGCAACGGGCGGCCACCAAGGCCGGGCUGACCGACAUCCCCGAGGCAUUGCUGCUGAUCAAUACCAUCAUUACCGGGUUCAGCGUCUACGGGGCCACCGAGACGGCCUUGAACAACCUCGUCUACUUCCUGUUGCACCACCGUCCCUGCAUGGUCAACCUCGAAGCGGAGCUCUUGGCCGCCGGUGGCUCCGUCGACGAGCUGACGGAUGGCCGCCUAGCCAAGUUGCCCUAUAUCAACGCCUGUAUCAAUGAGAGCUUUCGCAUGGCCCCGGCGUUCAAUGGCGGCAUUCUGCAACGGGUCUCGUGCGGCGCGACGGUCGAGGGCGUUUAUAUUCCACCGGGGGUGGGGGUUGCAGUGGAUCACUACACCCUUGGACAUGCCAAGCCAUACUGGGAGAGCCCCGAUGAAUUUCGUCCGGAGCGGUGGCUGAACCCGAAUCGCAAGGAUGACUUCAAGGCCUCGCGGCCCUUCCUCAUCGGUGCUCGGCAGUGUCCCGGACGCCAGAUGGCAUACCAGAUCCUUCGCGUGUUGGUGGCCAAGAUGGUGUACCUCUACUCGAUGGAGCUGGUGAAUCAAGACUUUGACCUUCGACGGGAUAGCUUGUCGUCCUACCACUGGGGCGGGGUGAAGUUAAAUGUGAUCAUGACCCCGCGCACCCCGGGAGUCUUAGGCUACUGACUGACCCUGAUCGAUUCGCUGGUUCCGGAAUCUUCACUGUACGCGUGACAGGGUGUUAUGAACAGACGGUCUACUUGGUUGAGGACCCCUACCCGUAGGCGGCAAGGCCGCUGGUUGUGGUUGUGGCUUUUUGUCGUUGGAGUUGGGGUGUUAUCUUUGGACCUAAUCCUAUUCAAUGUCUCCUGUUUACUCGGAGGUCGCUCGUAGGAUACGGCCGAAAAGAGUUAAUGAAUCGAGG